AUGGAGCGGGAGCACAGGGGGCACAGCCCGGGCCCCCCUGAGGCCGAAGUCAAGGCUGUCAUCGUGGGGGACGGGAGCUGCGGAAAAACGUCUCUGCUGGUGGCCUUCGCCAGGGGGGACUUCCCCAAGGUCUACGUCCCCACCGUGUUCGAGAAGUACACGGCCUCCCUCCAGGUUGGCGGCAAGCCCGUGAAGAUCCACCUCUGGGACACGGCAGGACAGGAAGACUACGACAGGCUUCGCCCACUGUCCUACUCGGACGCCAACGUUGUCCUCAUCUGCUUUGAUGUCACCAACCCCAUCAGCUACGACAACAUCCUUACCAAGUGGUACCCGGAGGUGACCCACUUCUGCAAGGGCGUCCCGGUGCUGCUGGUGGGCUGCAAGACCGACCUGCGGUGGGACCGGGCGACCGUCCUGCGGUGGGACCGGGCGGUGCUGCGCAAGCUGCAGGAGGGACGCCUGGAGCCCAUCUCCUACCAGCAGGGAGAGGCCAUGGCCCGGCAGGUCCACGCCGUGUCCUACUUGGAGUGCUCGGCCAGGUACCAGGAGAACGUCGGGGACAUCUUUGCGGAGGCCUGCAGUGCCGCCCUCAGCGCCGCCCGCGGAGCCAACGCCCCCCGCAAGCCGGCCCUGCGGGGCUGGCGCUGCCGGCCGCCAUGGGGUGCCAGCAGGAGGGCAUCCCCCCGAGCACGAAGAAACUGUCCCGCCAGGGAACCCAGCGUCCGAGCGUCCUCUGCCAGCCUGCCCGCACCAAGCCCCGCGGGCGGAUGGGGUCUGAGAGCAGAGAACUGA
Molecule: messenger RNA, 795 nt
Organism: Aptenodytes forsteri (emperor penguin)
Lineage: Eukaryota; Metazoa; Chordata; Aves; Sphenisciformes; Spheniscidae
Product: rho-related GTP-binding protein RhoF-like
Exons: 6
Coding region: 1-795 (264 amino acids)
Biological process (GO): small GTPase-mediated signal transduction; cell migration
Molecular function (GO): GTPase activity; GTP binding
Source: RefSeq, a predicted model, not a curated record